GUUUGCUCUGAGAAGGGUCUGAAACGGUGGUGCGCCGGUCCUGGGCCGGUGGGGUCCUGCCCUCCACGGGCCCUGUCAGUGCGGACGGGAGGAUGCGACGCGGAGAAGUCCGGAGUCCCUGACACGGCGGCGGCGUUUUUCCUGGCGCCGGGGGAGAUGGACUCUGGAGCCCGCCAGGGCGGUGGCGCCUUAGGACAAUCCCGCGAGUAUAAACUGGUGAUGCUGGGAGCUGGCGGCGUGGGCAAGAGCGCUAUGACCAUGCAGUUCAUCAGCCACCGGUUCCCAGAGGACCAUGAUCCUACCAUUGAGGAUGCUUAUAAAAUACAAAUACGGAUUGAUGAUGAACCUGCAAAUUUGGACAUUUUGGACACAGCAGGACAGGCAGAGUUUACAGCUAUGCGGGACCAGUACAUGAGGGCAGGUGAGGGAUUUAUCAUCUGUUAUUCAAUCACGGACCGACGCAGUUUUCAUGAAGUGCGUGAGUUCAAACAGCUCAUCUACCGGGUUCGGCGCACUGAUGACACUCCUGUGGUUCUUGUGGGGAACAAAUCUGAUCUGAAACCGCUCCGACAGGUCUCCAAAGAAGAAGGCUCAGCUUUAGCACGAGAAUUCAGCUGCCCUUUUUUUGAAACGUCAGCCGCAUUCCGCUAUUAUAUCGAUGAUGUAUUUCAUGCUCUUGUGCGAGAGAUCCGUAGGAAAGAGAAGGAAGCAAUAAUGGCCAUGGAAAAAAAAUCCAAACCCAAAAGCAGCGUAUGGAAAAGACUAAAGUCACCAUUCCGAAAGAAGAAAGAUUCAGUGACCUGAAGGGGAGGGGGUGUAUCUGUCAAACUGUGAACUGGAAUAUGUAGUCAAAGCAGUCCAGUGACCUACAUUUUUGAGCAUUAUGCUUUCUCUAUUUUUUGACUAUUUUAAAAGGAAAUCUAACUAUUGGGAGUUUUGGGGGCGGGGCUGCGAUUUACAUUGUUUAAAGUAAUCUUCCUCUUCUCCCCCCUCCCCCCCCAUUUCAGAACAUUUGGUCUAUGACACAGCAGUGGGUUUUACUUUUGUUUACUGUCACUUUCUGACUUGUAUCCAGCAAAUGUCACUGAUGUAGUUGGUUGCAAAUGCUGUUACGUAUGUUCCUGCACUUUUAAAUGUUUGUCUUAAGGGAUCUCAGCAUAAUGAAAACCGCACUAUGUAGAAUGUCUUUGAACUUUUACUUAGAGCCUAACUUAGUUGUCGGGAUGUUUUGUUUUUUUUUCUUUCCCUCUUUCCUGGAGAAUUGCACAACAAAGUUUGCUGCUUUCUGGAAAAGUAAUUCACAAUGUAUGAGAAGGCUUGUCAAGAUCAGUGUUGAAAAUAAUGUUUGUGAAGCACAUAUAGCAGACUAAUGGAACAAACUGCGUGCACAUGUCAGUGAGAAGAACUCAUGCUGAAAUUGCUUUAUGGUCUGAUUGUGCAUUUUUCCAACAAACAAGUAAUGAUGGACUCCAUGUGCAUGUUUAUAUAAAAAUAAUUAUAAGAAACACGUGUAAUGCAACAGUAUAGUUUAGAUUUUAAACAAGUCAGGAAAAUUAAAAUUGAUUCCCAUGGCAGCCAUAACUUGAGAACAUUGCAUGAAUAUGUAGCAUUUUCUUAAUGUAUAUAGUGUUCUUGUACUGCCAUAGUAAAGUAUGUGCAAUGUGAUAGAGUUGCAGGGGCUCUAGGAAAGUAGAGUUUUGACUUUCCUGACUUGCAUGCUUAAAAUCUUAUCUGUAAUGUUGCAUUAGCUUAUGUAUUUGCAUUAAAUUUUACGUUCUUUUCUUAAAGAAGCCAAUAUUGUUAGAUUGAAGUCUCAAACACAGAUUCAUUACAGAUUUUUUUAUGCUUUGAGGCUCUGUACCCCACACUGCACUGUGUUGUGGAGGGAGAGUGUAAAAUUAGAGAUUGCUGGCAAUAGGACCUAGCAGAAAUAACUCCGAACCUGGUGAGACUCAUCCAUUGCAAGUAGGUGGGGAGUUGAGGGGAAGAUGAUGAUUACCUGGGCUUAAUGUCAGUCCUGAGAAUGAUAUAUACAUGGAUAUCCCUACAUAUACACACACUCAAGUGGGUAUAUGUAGAUAUUUGUGCCCAGUGAUCACUUACGCUGGUUAGGAAGCUGGUGUUUUGUGAAGCAGCACAUUUUUCAAAUGCUGCAAAUUAAAUGUUCCUCAUGGAGGACUAUAUAUAUAUGUCAGUUCUGAAGAUUUUUAAUCCAGAGUUUAUUCAAGUAUAAAAAUAGCAUGAAAGAUGGAUUUUUUAAGUAACAUAAUUCACAUAGGUAACUCAGAAAUGGCAAGAGAAAAUGUAGGCUAAACAUAAUUUCUCAGAAAAUCAAACUCUAAAAACUGGAAUUUAAAACGAAAGUGCUUCCUUGCCCACAAGUAUAGUAUCACAACUGUAUUCUAUGAUUGGUUUUGUCAGUAAUUACAUUGACUGUACUGGGUUGGUGUCAGAUCUGUAUUUUCAGCCUUAGUUUGACACACACGAUCAUUGUACAUUCAGAGUUGGAAUGCAGAGAUGUUAAGAUUUGUGUAUAAAGGAUUCAAUGAAAGCAACAAAUAGGACAAAUGGGUGAGCCCUCAUGAUUUCCUUCACUAAACUGCUUAGCUUUUCCUGUUCUUUUGCAAACAGCAUCAUAGGAAAUGUAAGCUUUUUAAGUUUGAUUUUCUGUGUAGGAAAUCAGAGAAACGGAUAUAGAAUUUUCUCUGUUUCUUUUGUUUUAUUUUUUUGCUUUUUUAAAACUGUGCACCUGGACUACAAAGUUGUAUAAAUCAGUUUCUGGGUUCUUUCUUAUAAAGUUCCAUUGCAAAUCCACCUGUGUUAUGCUGUGCUGUGCCACAAUCCAUUACAUGGAAAAAGUAGCUCAAAAUAAUCUAGAACAUUUAGAAUGUAUUUUAGUUGUUUGUUGCAGUGUAAGAUGAAAUAUUUUGUUAAAAUUAACUUCAUGAGCAAUAUUGCAUACCUUUACCAUAGUUACUGAUUUAGAAAUUAAGGCCCUAAUAGUUAUUCAGUAUUGGAGUAAGUACUGUCUAUAACCAUGAGAUAAAAAUCCCAGGUAAGCCACACAACAGAAAACAUCAGUGAAAAAAUAUAGAAAUAGCGCACGCACACAAAAAAAGGCUGUUUCUAAUUAAAAGAUGAGACAAUACCAGCUUUCUCUAAAAGUUAAACACAAUUUUAAUUCCUACUUCUUUUCAAGGAUAGAAAUUUGACUUGAAAUUCUACUCAGCUACUAGUAUGUUCAAAACUUGCAGGCAUUAACGAAACAUAACAUGUGAGCAGCGAUAAAACCUAAUGGGGCUAAUUCCUACUCUUGCCUUUUGAUAAAUGGUGGGAUUUCUGUGCCUUAAAUUAGCCCUUUAACAAAUUCAAUGUUGAGUGAUUCCAUUUGAGCCUGUUGCUUGUGGAACUAAUAAAUCUGAACAGCAAGCACUUUUUUACACAAUGUUGUUCAAGAAGAUUGUUUUAUUUUUGUCAUGUAUACAUUUGUACACAAAGAAAUGAUUAUUUCAUUUGACACAAUACAGAAUUUUUAAUAUAAAUGUUUGUAUUUUAUGUUUUAAUCCUAGGUGCCUAAGACUGUCAAUAGAAAACAUUGCGGCUGGGGGCUCAGAAAUAAGUAGAAAGUUUGUAGCGUGCGCAUAACUUUUGGUGGAGUUAGCUUACUAGCUGGAGCUUAGAAGGUGAGCUGUAAAACUAAAUAACUGUUUAAAAGAUGCAAGGCUAAGAAGUACCAUAAGAAGAGUUUGGUGCUACGACCUGCUUAAGAGUGAGAGAGAAUUUUCAUUAAUAUAAUAGUUCAGACUUGUAUGUACUAUAUAAGAGUCUUUGAGUUGCCAUUUUUUGACUUUGAGGGUUGGGAAGAUGAUGGUGUUUAGAAGGGUAAGCAGCUAAACUUUGGUCUGGAAAACUUGAUAUUAGCAUACAGGAGAACUUAAUCCUGUAUUUCCCUUUGUAUCGUUUUCUUCGUGUAUUAUUUGCUCUUAGUUUUUACUAGCUAACAAUGGGGCAACUGUUUUGAUACCCUUUUAAAAAAGGCAGGUUAAUAUUCUUUUUUAAUUGAAGCUAUUGUACAACUCCUUUUUAAAAACAUUUAGUCCUCCACCAGUUUACAAGGUUUUUUAUUUAAUCUGAAAUUUUUUGUUUUUAUAAUAAAUGAAAGGCAACUAUAAUCACCUUUUUUGUGUUGUUGAUCUGGGCUGGUUCUAUCUGCACCCCUAUCUGAUCCAUAUGAGCUCUCAAGUCCUCAGCCCCUUCAGUUAGGCAGACACCAGUGUUCCAUGGUUCAGGUAUCAUGAGGGAUUUAUUUAACAAGCAUUUGUAAUCCUAUUUUAUUUUAUAGACGUUCUUGUACCAAUCUUAACAUGAUAGUAUGAGUGCCUGUAGCGCAUUAAGCUACAUGGCACAUGUCUCAUGUGGUUCGCUUUCUCUAAUACUCUGUUAUGUGUGCAGUGUAUUGUUUGGAGUUUUAAAAUAAAUAUAAAAAUGUGUUCAUAUUAAAGAAAGCGAAAUAAAUGUAGUGCACUUUGCAUGUGCAGAA
Emys orbicularis (European pond turtle) is the source of this 4540-nucleotide messenger RNA. RefSeq names its product Ras like without CAAX 1 (gene RIT1). Gene Ontology annotation, cellular component: plasma membrane. The transcript is spliced from 6 exons. Bases 157 to 804 code for a protein of 215 amino acids. Lineage: Eukaryota; Metazoa; Chordata; Testudines; Emydidae. Gene Ontology annotation, biological process: Ras protein signal transduction. The record is from RefSeq and is a predicted model, not a curated record. Gene Ontology annotation, molecular function: GTPase activity; GTP binding; calmodulin binding.